GGGAGCGAGUGGGGGAGAUGCGGAGGUGGGGAUCCCUCCUGUCGCUGAGUUUAGGGUCCCAGAACGAGACCAAUUCAGGGCCAGCCAAGAAUAUUGGUUCUAGACCCACCAACAGACCACGCGUUUCCCUCCUGCAACAACCCCUUCGCUCCCAAUGAGGUCACUGCGAUGAGAGAGAAGCAGAUCCAGAGCGAGGGGGAAGGAGAGGACGAGGAGGAGGGAGAAGCAGCCCAGACUGGGAAAGGCCAUCAGACAAGGUCGCCUUUUCUGGCCGCACAGCCACUGCGAGGCACGUGGUGCUGAAUCUCCUCCGCCCGCUCAGCCUGGGGAACCGGGGACUGGCAGGAGCACUUGGUGUUACCGCGAAAACAAAGGCGAGGAGAGGGGCGGGCGGGCAAGGGAGAGAGAGGCUCCGAGCAGUUUGGCUCUGCAUCUCCGGGAAGCAAAGCUCAUCUCCUUGGCAAGGAAGGGAAGGGGAGCCCGGCCGUCUGGAGGCGAAGGAGGGAGCGGGCUUCCCUGCGGAGACCAGGACGCGGCAGAACUCUGGACAGCGCCUCGCCAGCGGCACUGGGAGCUCCCGGCUGCUUCCUUUUGGAAAAACCCUGUGACCUGUUUCCUCUCCCUCCUGGACUCCGACCACGGAUCGGACCCUUCCUUCUGCGAUCCCUGUCCGAACGGCCCGGGAGUGGAGCGGCGGUCUUGCCUCUGGCCCGGUCAAGGAAGCGGUCUCCGGUCCUGGACAUCCAGUCCUUGUGGAUAGUGCUCCGCCGGUGAAGAAGGAAAAGUUUUGGGGUCUGGUAGGGGGAGGGAGGGGGAGGGAGUAGUGGAAGAAAGAAGGUGGAUGGUCGGGUUCCCACGCUGAGCUGGAAGGAAUGAUGACCGAGGAAGGAUGUGCACCAGCGGCCAGAUUAUUGGGAGCCUCUUGGUGCUCUCCGUGCUGGAGAUAGGGCUGGGGGUGUCCAGCGUGGCCGUGGGGGCGGUCAGCUUCAGCCUGGCCCUCCGACAGCACAAGCCGCAGCUCGGAGACUCGUCCCCGGUAUGGAGCGGGGUGUGUUUUCUUCUUUGUGGCAUAUGUGGAAUAUUGUGCGCCAAAAAGAAGUCUGGACUUAUCAUGAUCCUCUUUUCCGCCUGCUGCAUCUGUGGCCUCAUCGGGGGCAUCCUGAACUUUCAGUUCCUUCGGGCUGUGACGAAGAAGACCUCUCCCCUCUACCCCCUGCAUCUGGCCUCCAUGUCCCUUGCGUGCAUUGGGAUCGGGGGCUGCACCCUCUCUUCAUGGCUCACUUGUCGCCUGGCCAGCUAUGAACAGAGGAGGAUGUUCUCGGAGAGGGAGCAUUCCCUGCAUCACUCCCAUGAGAUGGCUGAGAAAGAAAUGACAGACAACAUGAGCAAUGGAGGACCACACCUGAUAUUUAACGGAAGAGUAUAAUUAAUGUUUUAAAGAACUGAACAUUUUUUAGGAUUUUCACGAGGCAAGGAAAUACCAAAGGACUAGGAGAUGAAACUGAAACAGUUCUUGCAUUUGCUGUUAUCUCUCCCUAGCACCCACUACAAUUAUUAUUUCUCUAUUUUGCCUCACUUGUGUCUUCAGCUUUUUUUAUUAGGUGAAAACUUUCCAGAACUGUCCUAGGACAGUAAUUUCAACACUUUCCAGAUGGUUCUAAAAAAAGUGUUUUCAGGAGGGAAAAAAGAGGAAAAGAUGAAACCGAAAGAUUCCUCUUCUAUACAAACAUUAUUUGACUAGCAUGUUAGAUUUGUUAUCACUUAUUUCGUAUAAGUAUUCAAAAACUACAAGUAUCAAAAAUAACAAUAACUUGUUGAUGUCUUUGUUUUGAAAGACGGUGGCUUCAAGAAAGCCAUGAUUCAAAACCUCAGCAAUGCCUUGUUGUAAACACAUUGUAAUUAUUUUCAACUUGUGAAUGUACUAUAUUUCAUAAUUUAUUUGUAAAUGACAAAAU
Molecule: messenger RNA, 1955 nt
Organism: Myotis davidii
Lineage: Eukaryota; Metazoa; Chordata; Mammalia; Chiroptera; Vespertilionidae
Gene: TMEM196
Product: transmembrane protein 196
Exons: 4
Coding region: 890-1426 (178 amino acids)
Source: RefSeq, a predicted model, not a curated record